Molecule: messenger RNA, 2755 nt
Organism: Anarrhichthys ocellatus (wolf-eel)
Lineage: Eukaryota; Metazoa; Chordata; Actinopteri; Perciformes; Anarhichadidae
Product: serine racemase
Exons: 11
Coding region: 145-2277 (710 amino acids)
Biological process (GO): L-serine catabolic process; L-threonine catabolic process
Molecular function (GO): threonine deaminase activity; L-serine ammonia-lyase activity
Source: RefSeq, a predicted model, not a curated record
AGGAACCUGGGGCAGGGGACGUUACACCGUGGGAGCAGCUCUAGCCAGUGUUCUCUUAUGCCAGGGACACACAGCAGCCGGAGGAGGAGAGGGAUUCGGAUACAGAGACUUGUUGGACUGUAGGAGGACAGUGCUUCGACCAGGAUGAACUUUGCGGCCCAAAUGUUCUACUCGAGCUACUUGAGCGAGCGACUUGAGCGUUUGUACUCACCCAGGCCUGCACUUAAAGCCAGCGAGGAGAAGGACCCCUUCUGGCAGAGGUGGGAAAUUACAACAGGUAGCCCCCUGGAUCCUCCAGACCCUUCCCCUAACCAACUCAGUCCCAUAGUGACAGAUCUACCCUCUGCCUGGAGUUCGGAGACAGCCUUGGUGCCUCUUUCUUCAGUUACUUCCAUUCCUCCUCCUCACCCACUUAGUUUGCAGCCAACCCUGACAGACACAUCUUCAGAUCUCCAAUCUCUUCCUCUGCCACCUCCUCCUCACCUUAAUGAUGAGAGGAAAUCAACACAACCGCUCACUUGUCUUCCAAAUCCGUGUUUGGCUGCUGCGAUUGCCAAAUCAAGGUUUUACGAACUCCCCUCGGAUAAUCUUUCUCUUCAGAUGGUUCCCCGCAAACCUUCUCCUGCUCCAUCCAGAUCCCCAGCAGAAAUGGCAUCCUCGUCUUCCAUUUCCUCGUCUUCUCUUUCCUCCUCCUCAGCUCCUGCUCCUUUUAGAGGAGAGCAACUCCCAACCUUCCAAGCCCUUGUAGACUUCCUCCUUCGCUUGGUCCUCUACCUUGUUCUCCUCUUCCUCCCCAGAGAUGAGUUGCGUCUGGGCCCCAGUCAGCCCGGCGGCCCUUCCAAAUGUGGCCAUGUCAGCAACGGCACCGUGUGCCGCAAACCCCCCCUCAUUGAACCAGAGCGACUGAAGGACUUUGGUGAGGAGGAGCUACUCAACGGGGAUGUGAGGGUCCUUGGCACCAAGGUGGUGGGGGGUUCCGAGAUCAUGCUCAUGGAGCCCCCCAAAACCAGACGCGUCAGCGAGUUCCGGAUCGUCCCCAGGCCUCUUGUCGAGUAUCUCUGCUUCGAGGACAUCAGCGCUGCGGCCUUCAGGAUCCAGACGGGGAUCCAGAAGACGCCUUGCACGUACUCCAGACUGUCCAAACAGUACGGGAUGGACAUCUACCUGAAGAAGGAGCACCUGCACUACACAGGCUCUGUGAAGGAGAGAGGAGUCCUGUACCUGCUCAGCUCCCUCACACAGGCGCAGCAGAGGAAGGGCGUGAUCGUGGCCAGUGACUGUAACUUCUCCAUGGCCGUGGCCCACCACGCCGUGGAGCUGAAGAUCCCGGUGUUUGUCAUCAUGCCGUCAUGCUGCUCCUCGCCUCGCCUCAGGAUCUACAGAGACUACGGCGCUAUGGUCAUCUCCUACGGCGGCACCAGCCACGACUCGCAGAACCACGCCCGCCAUCUGGCCACAGAGAACGGAUACCUCUACCUGGAAGAAGAUGAAAACGCAGCCUACCUGGCAGGUCUGGGCACCGUGGGCAUAGAGAUCUAUGAGCAAGUGUCCAAACUGGAUGCAGUGGUCGUUCCCGCUGCCGGACAGUACGGUCUACUGGCCGCUACAGCUGCAGCCAUCAAGCACCUCAACUCGCAAAUUCUUGUCAUAGGAAUUGAACCAGAAGGUUUCCCUCUGCUGCUACAAUCUCUCAAAACCGAUGGUCCAAUCAAAGACAUCCACAGCAACCCCAAUAAGAAACUCUAUGGAGAUCUUAUGGAGCGUUCACUGGGUGUCAACACCUUCGAGCUGGCAAAGAAACUGGUAGAUAGAGUCAUCUCUGUCAGUGAAGAGGACUCUCUGGUGGCGAUGCUGCGGUUUCAGGAGUUUGAACGCUCCACGGUGGACACAGAGGGAGCCAUGGGGCUGGCUGCCAUCUUGGCAGGACAACUACCAGAGCUGAAAGGCAAAAAGGUCGCUGUAGUGGUGAGCAGCGCUAACAUGGAACUGGAGCUGAUGAGGCAGUGUGUGGACCGAGCCCUGGUGCUGGACGACCGGGUCAGCAAGUUCUCUGUGCAGCUGGGAGAAUGGCCAGGAGACAUGGCUAAGCUGCUGGACUUCCUGUCCAGAGAAGACGUCAGGUUGUUGGACGUCUGCCAUCGGAGACAAAGUGAGAAGUCAGACCUCUUCAAGGCGAAGGUGGAGUGUGUGGUGGAAACCAGGGAUAAGACACAGAGCGCUCAGCUGCGCAAGACGCUGAGUGAGCGCUACCCGUCUAUAUGCUGGCUGGACCGGUGAUCAGCAACAUGAACACAAACAUUUACACUAGAAACCCCCCUACAAAAAAAAAGAAGAAGAGGAGACAAGACAUCCUGUAACAUACACUGCUACCAUAUAUGAACUCUGUUAGAGGCAAUGGCUGUUAAGCAAACCUAAGUGUAUACAGAAAAGCCUUGAGAUUACCUAGCGAAUACUAUUCAUACUACUUCUACUACUACUUAUGCUGCUGUUGCUCCUGAAUCACGGCACCUUGUAAUUACGGUAAAGUGGUGAGGCCGUGUUCAGAAGAUGAAUAUAUAGUUCCUAUGUUUUAAUCACAGAGCAUGUUUUAUCCGCUGUAGAUGCAGGCUUACACCUCCCGUAAACCAACAGCAUAAAAGAUGUAUUUUUCAAUCCAUAUUGUUUUUCAACUGUUGUAUAUAUUUCUGUAUUUAUACUGUCCGAGAUGGUAGAGUCAAAUCCAAAGUAGGUGUUCUCCAAAUAAAAAUCUAAUUCU